Molecule: messenger RNA, 5529 nt
Organism: Coffea eugenioides
Lineage: Eukaryota; Viridiplantae; Streptophyta; Magnoliopsida; Gentianales; Rubiaceae
Exons: 15
Coding region: 1-5367 (1788 amino acids)
Biological process (GO): recognition of pollen; protein phosphorylation
Molecular function (GO): protein kinase activity; ATP binding
Source: RefSeq, a predicted model, not a curated record
AUGUAUGUCAGUAACAAUCCAGGCUCCGAAAUGGGACAGGAUUUCAGGAGGUUCAGACAUGUCUACUUCUGGUGUUACUUGUGCAUGAUUUAUUGCUUCUGUUUUCUUGGCUUUUCUACUGACAGGAUUUCAUCAGGGCAUCCAGUCAAAGAUGGAGAUGUGAUUGUUUCUGCUGGCAAGAAGUUUGCCUUGGGGUUCUUCCGCUCCGGAAAUCCAGAUUUAAGGUAUGUUGGCAUAUGGUUUUACGGAAUUCCAGAACAGACAAUUGUAUGGGUUGCAAAUAGAGACAAGCCUAUUCAUGGUCUUGGAGGAACUUUGACCGUGGGAAAUCAUGGUAAUUUAGUCAUUUUGGAUGCUAAUGGUGAUUCGAUCUGGUCGACAAAUGUUGCAGCUGCAUCAAGAAAUUCUACUGCAAUUCUUGAAGAUUCUGGUAAUCUAAUUCUGUUGACUAAUCACAGGAAGCUUUAUACUAAGAAGCCAUCGUGGCAGAGUUUUGAUAAUCCAACAGACACUUUUUUGCCUGAGAUGCAAUUCUACUUUAAUGUCUCAGCUGGGGAGAACCGUUUUUUCACUUCUUGGAGAAGUGCGAAUGAUCCUUCGCUGGGCAAUUACUCAAUGGGCAUUGAUCCUCGUGGAUCGCCACAAAUACUAAUAUGGGAAGGAAGGAACCGGCAUUGGAGAAGUGGGUACUGGAAUGGACUGAUAUUCACCGGUAUUCCGAGUAUGACGGCUAUCUACUUGUAUGGCUUUAAGCUUAUCAACGAGGGGAAUGGGAGGUUGCAUUUCACUUAUACCCCGUCUAAUAGUUCAGACUUGAUAAAAUUCCAGCUACUCUGGAAUGGCACUGAGGAGCAAAGAACUUGGGAUACUGGUUUGAAGGAGUGGAGUUUAAUACAAUUACAGCCUGUAAAUCAGUGCGAGCUGUACAACAGGUGUGGACCAUUCGGGGUUUGUGAUGUUAGGAAUUCACCGAUAUGCACUUGUUUGAAAGGGUACGUGCCUAAGGACAAUGAUCAGUGGAACAGUGGGAAUUGGUCAGGUGGAUGCAUUAGGAGGACACAGCUACAAUGCGAGACAAAUGGGGGGCGAGGAGUUGGGGAAAGUGGGGAAAGAGAUGGAUUUCUAGAAGUUAAGGAUUUAAAAUUGCCAGACUUCGUAGAUUAUGUGGGUUCAGAAAAUGUUCAAGAAUGCCGAAAUAAGUGUUUGUAUAAUUGUUCAUGCAUUGCCUUCUCCUUUGCAAGUGGUAUCAGCUGCAUGAUUUGGAGCAAAGACUUGGUUGACAUUCAGCAGUUUCAGUAUGGAGGGAACACUGUGUUUCUCCGUCUUGCUCAUUCUGAGCUAGGUGACACGAGAAAGGUAACAAAACUACUUCUAGUAGCAACUGUUGUGGUGGGAGUGCUCUUUCUGGGUGUGUCAAUCUGGCUGCUUUGGAGGCGCAAAGACAAACUGCAAGAAGUUUUCAAAUCAGCGAAGCAGAGAGAGAGAUUUCCAGAAACUCAUCCAAUCCAGAGUGGAGAACUUUCAAGGGAUUUUUCAGGACCGGAUGAUCUUAGUGUCGAAGGGCAGCAAUGUUCUGGGAAAGAAUUAACGUAUUUCACUUUCAGUAGCGUGGCAGCAGCUACAAACAAUUUUUCAGACAUAAACAAGCUAGGACAAGGAGGAUUUGGCCAUGUCUAUAAAGGCAAGCUACCAGGGGGCCAAGAUAUUGCUGUCAAGAGGCUUUCAAGAAAAUCUGGACAAGGGUUGGAGGAAUUCAAGAAUGAGGUCAUGCUAAUUGCCAGGUUACAGCACAGAAAUCUUGUUAGACUUUUGGGCUGCUGCAUUGAAGGAGAGGAGAAAAUUCUACUUUACGAGUACAUGCCCAACAAAAGCCUAGACUCAUUUCUUUUUGACCCUGUAAAACAAAAUCAACUAGACUGGAGAACUCGUUUCCUCAUAAUUGAAGGCAUUGCAAGAGGUCUCCUGUAUCUUCAUCGAGAUUCAAGACUCAGAAUAAUUCACAGGGACUUAAAGGCCAGCAAUAUUUUGUUGGAUGGAGAAAUGAAUCCAAAGAUUUCAGAUUUUGGCAUGGCCAGAAUAUUUGGAGGGAACCAAAAUGAAGCAAACACAAACAGGGUUGUGGGAACAUAUGGCUACAUGGCUCCCGAAUAUGCGAUGGAAGGUCUUUUUUCAGUGAAGUCUGAUGUCUACAGCUUUGGCAUAUUGCUUUUAGAGAUUGUAAGUGGCCGGAGAAACACCAGCUUCCGCUCAGCUGAGCACUCAAAUAUCAUUGGAUAUGCAUGGGAUCUUUGGGACAGGGGCAAGGCAAUAGACUUGCUGGAUCCUUCAAUUGCAGAUACAUGUUCCCCUAAUGAAGUGUUCAGAUGCAUCCAUAUAGGCAUGCUCUGUGUGCAAGAUUCAGCAUCUCAUAGACCAAAUAUGUCAGCUGUGGUAUUGAUGUUGGAGAGCGAAAAUGCAAAUUUGCCCAUGCCAAAACAGCCUACGUUUACGUCAAUGAGAAGAUCUCUAGACGUGGAUGAUAUGUGGAAUGAAAUUCAUGAUGUUGUAACCUCAAACAAUGUAACCCUCAGUGCAAUCCUUGAUUUGCUAGAAGUUGAAGUAUUGGUCGACUUAAAGCUUUUUCAUGUUUUUGCUUUGAAUGGAACGAGUGCAAGUCGGGCGAAAGAAGAAGAGAAGAAGAAGAAAGGGGUCCUAAAUAGCUCCUUUGCCCUAGAGAGACAGCACAGGGAACAGAGAGCACAGUUAAUGGAGAAGUACAGGGAUAUCUUUAGCUUAUCAUUUCCUGUGCUUUUUAACAUCCUCUUCAUUUUACCGGCAUGUUGUGCAUCAAAUGACACCAUAACUCCAUCCCAACCACUCAAGGUUGGACAAACUCUAAUCUCUGCUGGGCAAAUCUUUGAACUAGGAUUCUUCAGUCCAGAUAAUUCAAGUGGAUUGUAUGUUGGAAUCUGGUACAAGAUUGGUCCUGAUCGUAGAAUUGUUUGGGUUGCAAACAGAGGAAACGCACUCUUAGCUAGUGACUUGGCUUCAAGGCUGAUAAUCAGCAGUGAUGGGAAUCUAAAGGUUGAAGAUGGAAAGCAAAACAGUGUCUGGUCAACAAAUGUUUCUGUCCCAUCAAAUGGCUCUAUAGCGGUGCUUCAAGAUGAUGGGGACUUCAUCCUUAAAGAUAACCUUUUAGGGGCGACUCUAUGGGAAAGCUUUUCUGAUCCCUCUGAUACACUUAUAGCAACCAUGCCACUUGGAUGUUGCAGCAGGAGUGGACAGAAAUUGUUCUUGACAGCUUGGCAAAGUGAGAACCAUCCAGCACCUGGAAAGUUUGUUGUUGGACUUUCAGAUGACAAACCAGCACAGCUUUUCACAUGGAAUGGUACAAAACCAUACUGGAGAUCAGGUCCAUGGGAUGGAUGGAAGUUCAUUGGUGCAGUAGUUAAGGAUUAUGGGUAUGGAAAUGAAGUAAGUCUGACUCAAAACAAUCAGAGGGGAACACCAUCUCUGACUUUCAACCUUUUCAACAAGCCAUACAUUUCAAAUUUGGUUAUUUCACCAAUAGGUGUGAUGGAGGUAAUGCAUAAGGAAGGACAAAAUGAACCAUGGAAGGUGCAAUGGGCAUCAAUUCAAACUCCAUGCGAUGUAUAUGGAGCUUGUGGACCCUUCAGUGCUUGUAGCAGCAGUGGAUCUCCAACUUGUGAGUGCCUAAAAGGGUUCUUUCCGUUGUCAAAUGAGGAAUGGAGUAAGGGAAAUUGGACAAGUGGAUGUUUGCGGCGUACAGAGUUGAUGUGCAGUACGAACAGUAGCAACUUAACAUCUAAAGCAUCUAAACCGGAUGGCUUCUGGAGGCUCAUUCAGAUGAAAUUACCAGAUCAUCAUCUGUUUCUUUACAAUGAAGAUGCCCAAGGGUGUAGCCAAUGGUGCCUGAGUAACUGCUCUUGUUUGGCAUAUGCAUAUCCAGAUGGAAUCGGGUGUGUCGUUUGGGUAACAGAUCUUGUGGACAUUCGGCAAUUGUCGUACGGUGGAGAGGAUCUAUAUCUUCGGGUCGCUAAUUCAGAGCUAGGAGUAAAAAGAAGAUAUACCAAGGUCAUCAUCAGCUGCGUAGCUAUAGCAAUCGGCUUCCUCUUGGUCGUGUCAAUAUGUUGUGUUCAAAGAUGGAAUGCAAAGAGAAGAGCAGUUAUGCAUACAGACACACAUCUCAAUGAACAAAAUUCAGAGACAAGAAAUUGGUGCACGAUAAAGGGCUUCAGAAAAAACUGCAGAGUGGUCGGUCUCCUUCUGUCCGGGAAUAGGGGUACUUUGAGAGAGACUACACGAGAGGGUAUCAAGGAAGGACCUGCCUCAGCCAGGGGGUCCUCGUUGGAGCUUUCGAUGAUCGAUAUUAAUGUGAUAAAAAUAGCUACCAACAACUUCAGUGAAGCUAAGAAGUUAGGUGAAGGAGGAUUUGGCGCAGUUUACAAGGGGAAAUUAGAAGAUGGACAGCAAAUAGCUGUGAAAAGGCUUUCAAGUCACGCAGGGCAAGGCAUGGAGGAGUUCAAGAAUGAGGUCAUACUGGUAUCUAAACUUCAGCACAGGAACCUUGUAAGGCUGCUCGGUUGCUGCAUUCAAGGAGAAGAAAAGAUAGUAAUUCUUGAAUACCUGAAAAAUAGAAGCUUGGACACAUUCCUCUUCGAUCGAACGAGAAGGUUGGAGCUAGACUGGGGGAAACGGUUCCACAUAAUUCAGGGCAUUGCCAGAGGGCUUCUAUACCUCCAUAGAGAUUCUUGUUUGAGAAUCAUUCACAGAGAUUUGAAGGCCAGCAACAUUCUCUUGGACGAUGACAUGAACCCCAAAAUCUCAGACUUUGGGCUGGCACGACCUUUCCGAGUUACACAAGAACAAGCUAAUACCCGCAGAGUGGUGGGAACAAUGGGCUAUAUGUCUCCCGAAUAUGCCUUGGGAGGCCUCUUUUCAGAAAAAUCUGACGUUUAUAGCUUUGGAGUUUUGUUACUAGAGAUUGUCAGCAGCAAGAAGAAUACGGGGCUUGGUUUUCAGGAAAAAUACCUGAACCUUCUUGGUUAUGCGUGGCAAUUGUGGAAUGAAUGUAAAGCUGCAGAAUUGCUGGAUCAAUCACUUGCUGAUUCUUGCGCCCCAUCAGAAGUAAUGAGAUGCAUUCAAAUUGGACUUCUUUGUGCGCAAGACCAUGCUAAAGAUCGGCCUACAAUGUCGAAUGUGGUUCUCAUGCUAAGCAGUUCAGAGAGCGAAAUGGGACUUCCUCAACCAAGACAACCAAAGUUUACGUUUCAGAGCUUGCUAGAAUAUAAUCAUUUUCAAGCAGGAGUUUCAGCAUUCAAUGGCUCCAUAAAUGAUGUUACUAUUUCAGUGGUUGAAGGUCGAUGAGUUGUCAACACAAGAUAAAACGCGGAUAGGACAAGUGAAUUUAGCUCGUACUAAAACCAUUGUAUAAAUAAACGUAAUUAAGGUUCAGAUUUCGGAUUAACUCUUAUGUAGUGAAUCGCUACCAUAUUUUAACAUAAUACAAUCCACUCAAGAUUGGUGGUC